This is a messenger RNA of Gadus macrocephalus (Pacific cod), 2657 nucleotides long. RefSeq names its product protocadherin gamma-C5-like. The transcript has a single exon. Gene Ontology annotation, cellular component: plasma membrane. Lineage: Eukaryota; Metazoa; Chordata; Actinopteri; Gadiformes; Gadidae. Gene Ontology annotation, biological process: homophilic cell-cell adhesion. Gene Ontology annotation, molecular function: calcium ion binding. The record is from RefSeq and is a predicted model, not a curated record. Bases 169 to 2655 code for a protein of 828 amino acids.
CGUGAAGCCUCAUCCCCGCCAGCGUUGCAACGGUUAGCGAAUGAAGGGGACGCGCAUGGAGACAUAGACCCUAUGUGUAUCAUAACUGCAGAAUAUGAGGAUUUAUCAGCAUUUUACGGCAUGCCUCGUUGUAUCCACUGGCCUUUGUAAGGAAUUAAAUGGAAAGCAAUGCGUUUCAUAGAUCGCGGGAAAAUGUGGAGGAGACGGCAUGCAUGGCAGGUGCUUUUGUGGUGGCAUCACUUCUUUCUCUUGUGGAAUACAAUAGACGGCCAGGCUCGCUACACCAUCCCGGAGGAACUAAAGCAGGGCUCCUUGGUUGGGAAUAUUUCGAAAGAUCUAGGAUUGGUUGUCUCUGAACUCUACCAACGUAAAUUACGGAUAACGUCCGAGGCUGGGAGGCAGUAUUUCACCAUUGACCUGGCGAAGGGAGAGCUGUUGGUGAGUGAGCGGAUAGACAGAGAGGGGCUGUGUGGACCCAAGUCACCGUGUCUGUUGCCUCUGGAGGUCGUCAUAGAAAACCCGUUGCAGCUGUAUCAUGUCGAUGUGGAAAUACAAGACAUUAAUGACAAUUCACCCGAUUUCGCUACAAAAGAAAAUAUACUAAAAAUAGCAGAGCUCGUUAACCCAGGUGCGAGAUUUCCUUUGGAGAACGCACGGGAUCCCGACGUUGGGUCGAAUUCAGUGCGCUCCUACGUAAUUAGUAAAAACGACAAUUUCAAAUUGAACGUUAAAAAUCAUAAAGACGGUCGAAGAAUCCCCGAGCUAAUUCUGGAGAAGGCGCUCGACAGGGAGAAACAACCUGUGCACAGGCUUGUUUUGACAGCCGUAGACGGCGGUGAUCCUGUGCGGUCGGGGACUUCUGAAAUAAUUGUGACAGUGAUUGAUAAUAAUGAUAACGCACCGCAGUUUGAAAGACAGCUCUACGAAAUUAAUGUAACCGAAAACACAACACCUGGGACUGAAAUAGUGCGCGUCAAAGCCACGGACGCAGACGAGGGUUUAAACGGAGAAAUUGAAUAUUUCUUUCGUGAACAGACGAUUGAUUCAAUUUUAGCCUUGUUUGAUAUUGAGCAUCUAACUGGGGCUAUUGUAGUUAAGGGGGAUUUGGACUAUGAGGAAUCGAAUGUUCAUAGGUUUGACGUCGUUGCCAAAGACAAAGGUAACCCUGAGAUGGAUGGGCAUUGUGCUAUUGAAAUAAGGAUAAUUGACAUUAAUGAUAAUGCACCUGAAAUAACUGUGACGUCCAUAACGACACCCAUCCAAGAGGACUCGGCUAUAGGGACGGUUGUUGCGCUACUAAGCGCCAAAGACCCAGAUUCGGGUGACAACGGUAGAGUAAAGCUGAGCGUUUCUUCAAACUCUCCGUUUAAACUUAAGCCGUCUAUUUCUAAUCAUUACGCGUUGGUCACUAGCGGGGCUCUUGACCGUGAGAACAACGCCCAUUACAAAGUUAAGAUAACUGCAGUUGAUCUGGGCAAAACAUCACUGUCUAGCGAGAGAAUUAUAGGUGUUGACGUGUUAGAUGUGAAUGACAAUCCUCCGGUUUUCUCCCAGUCGUUGUAUACGGUUCACGUUAAAGAGAAUUAUCCAGCGGGUAAAAUACUGUACUCCGUGUCUGCUAAUGAUUUAGACCAAAAUGAGAACGCCAAGCUGUCCUACUCCAUCCUGGACUCUAAAGUGCAGGACGUGUCUGUGUCCUCCUACGUCUACAUCAACUCGGAGAACGGCAGCAUCUACAGCAUGCACUCCUUUGACUAUGAGAAACUGAAGGUGUUUCAGAUUCAGGUGCAGGCAAAGGACCACGGUUCUCCGUCUCUGAGCAGCAACGCUACUGUUCAUGUUUUUAUUCUGGACCAGAACGAUAACGCCCCCUCUGUUAUCUACCCCUCCUCCGCUGUCCACGGCUCCCUCUCUCAGCAGAGGACGUCCCGCUCCUCCAAAGCAGGCCACUUGGUUACCAAGGUAACAGCUGUAGAUGCCGACUCGGGGCAUAACGCCUGGAUCUCCUAUAGACUGGCAGAGGCCACAGACGCCUCUCUGUUCGCUGUCAACCUUUACACAGGGGAGGUGAGGACUAAACGGGCUGUGUCUGAGCAGGACGACUCCUCUCAGAGACUGCUCAUAGAGAUUAAGGACGACGGGGAUCCGGUUCAGUCCACCACCGUCACCGUGACCGUCCUGUUAGAGGACAGUCUCCACGAGCCCAUUCUGGACCUCAGACACAAGACGGACGAUUCUCACAAGAAAACGGGGAGAAUGGCUCUGUAUCUGAUCCUCUCCCUGGCCUCAGUGUCUGUGCUCUCUCUGGUGACUUUCCUCAUUCUAGCUGUUAAGUGUCUUAAGAGCAGCAGAAGCAGUGGUAGCUGCUGCAUGAGACGGAGCGACAGUGAGGACUACAAGAACCCCAACAGAAACCUCCAACUCCAGCUCAACACUGACGGGCCUAUCAAGUACGUGGAGGUCCUGGGAGGAGACAUGAUGUCUCAGAGUCAGUCCUUCAGGUCCUGUCUCUCUCCCACGUCAGAGUACAGUGACUUCACCUUCGUUAAACCCAGCAGCACCACAGACUUUAAAGACAUGAUCAACGUCUUAGACGCCUCUUUACCUGACAGCACCUGGACCUUUGAGAGCCAGCAGGUGAGCAGUUGUGGUUGAAU